This is a messenger RNA of Mustela lutreola (European mink), 3788 nucleotides long. It is a transcript of the gene CNPY1, whose product is annotated as canopy FGF signaling regulator 1. Bases 262 to 540 code for a protein of 92 amino acids. The record is from RefSeq and is a predicted model, not a curated record. The transcript has 4 exons. Gene Ontology annotation, cellular component: endoplasmic reticulum. Lineage: Eukaryota; Metazoa; Chordata; Mammalia; Carnivora; Mustelidae.
CCCCCUUCCGCCCUCUCUCUCCCGCUCCCCUGCAAGUCCACAAUCACAGCCAUUUUCUGUACUCGGUGCCUUCGUGCGCGUGCUCGGGGACUUUCCGGGAGGAUGGCCCGCACAAGUGGACUUCCCAGUUUGCGUGUAGGGUCUUGCCUGCCCCCUUGCAAACACCCGCCCUUUUCCACAAGCAGCGUUUAAGCUCGCUUGGUCCCCCUGGCCCGCUCGGAGGCUUUCCUGGCCGACCUGUUGGACGGCGUGUGCGAGCGCAUGAGCGAAUACAAGCUGGAAGAAGACCCGGUGACCAAGGAGAAGGCGUUUAAGAGAUUUGCCCCAAGGAAAGGAGACACAAUAUACAAAGAAUUUAAAAAAUUCUAUUUCUAUUCUGAUGCUUACAGACCUUUGAAAUUCGCGUGCGAGGCCAUACUAGAGGAGCACGAAGACGAGAUACUCUCCCUUAUCGCCCAGGAGGCACAUCACCUCGCUGACAAGCUGUGCAGUGGAAAGGCAGAUCUCUGCAAAACCGCUGCUAAGCAGACCGAGCUCUAGGGUGCCAGGCCCAUCAGGUGGUGAGGGGAGCCGCGGCGCACAGGUCAACAGCCACGUUCAUAUCUUCUUGUUUCUUCAUGGGAAGAAAGUCUGCAUCUCUCAUUUAUACCAUGUCGUCUCAUGUAGGACAUUUUUUUGGAAAAUCCGUUGUUUGGCAUCACAACAAACCUGGUUCUUCCUGGUUCUUUCUAUAGGGAGGUGAAGGAAGGCAUAAAACAAAUCAGCUUUCUGGAUUUUGGUACAGACAGAGUUGGGAGUAAAGCAUUUAAUUUGAUAAUAAGAAAAAAGCGAAGCCAUUUCAUAAAUGAAAUAAGGAUCUGAUCAUGCAUAUUGUUGAUUUGGUGCACGUCUACAAGUAUCCCGUUCUCUUUGAUAAGAACUUGAUUUGAUUUCUUAAAUACUUGAUUGGUCAGGAAAUUAAGAAAAUAUAUUGCUACAAAUUCCAGAUUAUGUCUUCUUGGAUCUAUAUGGUGAUCAGUAAAAGAAACAAGCUUAUUUUAUAUCAGGAAUGAAAAUCAAAUUUCCAGCUUUAAACCCUAAGUUUAAAAACUUUUUAAUCUCUAAAAUGUAAUUGAAUACAUAAAAAAUAAUGAAUAUUUUUACAGCGAGCAGGACGGUGGUCUUUCUCAUGCGUACCUUCUGAAUUCAGAUGAUUCAGAAAGUCGAUUUAUGAUUACACUGUGCAUUCUUCAAAGAUGAUACCAAUGACCAUGUUUUGUUUUGCUGCAAACUCUAGCGUGUGUGUGUUUUAAAAGACUUUCGGCUAACAGCCAGCAUGUGUAUCUUCCUCCUAACUAACCUGUUAUUCUCCCGACUUGGGUGUUUUGGUAGGUGUGGAGGUGGAGGGGAGGGAAGAUCUUACGAGAAAUCACCCAUUGAUCACACUUUAUGCAGAACCUAGUAAACAUAUUGCUCUUGGGUAUUUCACUGUCUCUGUUAAAUUUACAUUCAAUGGAAUCUGACUUUAAUUAUUUAAAAUGUCAGGAUGUGUUCCACACACUUCUUUUUAAAAGAAGAAAUGCUUGUUGUUGGCAGUGAGAAUUUUCCAGAUAGGAUAAGAUAAAUUCUGCCCUCAAAGAGCAAAAUCUCUCUUGUAAUGUGGUCCAUCAUUGCCUGAAAAACUCAGCUAAGGCUUCGGCAAGGAGGGAGUUCUGAAACUUAGGAACAUUUACCAAAAUUAAGGGGAAGCAGUUUCCACUUUUUCCCUUCUUUCCCCUCACUUCUUACUGGAAGUCAGAAUUUUAGAUUCAUGUCACUUGUUUCUUUGGGGAAACGGAAAGGCAUGUGAUGUUUGGACACAUCUGUAGCUGGUUAACAAGGACAGACCCUACGUAUUGGAGCCCAGGGAACCUGCACUGAUAGAAAAUGGAAAUGGGCUUCCAGAACAAUUAGCCCCAUCUUUCAGUCAGAUAGCAAAGUUGUGAUUUACAGCACGGUCCCUACAUCUUUACGUAAACCUGUCUAUUUAAGAUUAAUUCAGCAUUUCAGAUAGCUCCGAGUCACGAACACCUCCCAGACUUGGGCUUCCUUGGUAGGUGCACUGCCCACGAGCCUGAUUCCUUCAUGAGAGCAUGACCGUGGCCGUGGUGGGCAGGUGCGCCCAGAGCUGGCACAUCCGUGACCAUGCAAGUGUGACCUCAGGCUUUCCAGACUCUCACUGGUCAUUGUCACAAAGUCUCAGAUACAGACACAGCUAACAACCUAAGUGAACCUGAGGGCUCCGUCUUCCUUCCCCCGUGGAAGUUCUCACGGGUGGUGAAACGCUUGCUUUGACCGGAGAGAACCACGCAUCUCGCCUCUAAUAGCGAUCCUUGAAGGUCUUGCCAAAUAUGGCUUUUCAGUUGUUUCUUAUCUCUGAGGAGAACUAGUCUUGUGUCUUCGAAGACUUUUGGUAGCUCCUGACUUACCUACUGGUUCUUUCCAGAAUUUUUUUCCCAGCUCAAACUUGUUAAGCUCAUGUAAAUACUGUGACUUGCUAAGUUACUGAUUAAAUAUACGUUUGUGGGAUAGACACGAUCACCACGUUUCUUACAGCUGCAGACAUGCGGGUGUUUCCUGUAGGGCACAGUCAGGCUGUGGUGCUUUCACUAAUGAGCGAUAAUGAGACAGAAUAGUUGCUCGCUUUAGCAUCCCUCUGAGCCACAGUCCCGCCUUCUUAAUGACGCUUGUUGACCCAAACCAAAACAAAGCAAAAAGCCUGGGGGAAAAAAAAAAAAGCAACACCCAAACACCCAAAGUGUGGCACAAAAGUUUCUCAGAAUCAAUGAAAAGCAACUUAAUUCUGGGUCAGAAAGAUUCCUGGAGGAAAAAAAGUGGGGGGUGUGAUGUUCAUUAAAAUAAUGGGGAGAGCAGGCACGUUCGGGCAGUGGUUUCAAGUCGUGCUUUUAUGAGACAGGUUCUUUGGGUCUCCCUGGAAGGCUCUGGGAACCUGUUCUCAUAAAGAGAAACCAAAUUGGCUGCAAUGCACUGUUUAUAUUCUGUUACGUGGAUCACUACUUGCUAAGAAUAAGCCAAGACCACUGAAUCCAUUUCACCGAGGAGUGGAAAGUGGAAUUGAGCCAAAGUCCCAAAUGGGAGAAAUCAAUACUUGAUUUACUAAGACAAGCCCUAAAAAACCAGAGUCAAUAGCUGGUUAUAUUUGUUCUGCCUACUUCUCGGCUUGGGUUGGUAUAUAUUCAUGUAUGUAAUGGCUUCAUGUAAAUAAAAAAAAUUUUAAGCUAUCACUCUUAAAAUUCAGGUUAUAAUGGAAUUGGAGGAGAAGCCAUUCUUUGAUGUGAUGCUGUGGCCUGUUUGAAGAUUUGACACAAAUUUUGGAGCUAAUCUUAAAUCUCGAAGCCCACCCAAUAGUAUAUUACGUAGUUUUAUACCAAAAUGUAAUUAGCAAUGAGAGUAAAUGGUCACAACACCUGUUAGACACAAGUGUAUGUUUUGCUAUGAUUUUCUGCCUGUAACUUUCUGCCCCUUCAUACAUUUCCUGAAAUUCUCAGAUUAGGUGCCUGGAUUUACAGCAAGGAACUGGAUAGAUCAAAGACCGAAGGAGAGAAAUGAAAUUGGAGUCCGGAAUCAUGGACGUUCACUGCCCUUGCGCUACCUAGGAUAAGACGCAGUAGACGACCAUGUCCUCUCCCUUAGUACCCAAUGCCCCUGGCCCUGAACGUGUAUUUGCUGAGGGGGAACAGCCCACUGGUUUUGUCCAUUUCCAGAACCUGCCCUUCUUGGAGAUGGUGAUUAAAUUUAAUGUACAGUGA